Candidula unifasciata is the source of this 3146-nucleotide messenger RNA. NCBI's taxonomy places the organism in Eukaryota, Metazoa, Mollusca, Gastropoda, Stylommatophora, Geomitridae. The record is from the annotation of a GenBank genome assembly.
GUAUGUAUCACAUAUUGCAUGACCUGUACCUGGAGAAGUACUCAGACGAGAUGUCGCUGUUGGUAGAGGAAAUAGCAGACGACAUCAGAGAUUUCAACAAGAAGGUUGUGAAAACCUCCAAAAGUGACCAUGGCCUUGGCCUAGCUAAAGCAGAAGCUACACCCAGCAAGUCUCACAAGUCUGGGUCCAGGGGCAGCCUCGGAGGUUAUCAUUCAUUACACAUGACCUCCUUGUGGUACAGCUAUAAGCCUUUUCUGUCCAGCAUGGCAUUCCCCAAGGACUGUAUGGUUUCCCUGAGACACAUUGCUAUAUCCCUGCUGAAGCUGGAGGAUUUCCUCGACAGUUUGACCAAGAUGACUUCCUGGGAUGUCACCGGCUUGCCAAACAAAAAAGUCAAGAAAAAGUCCAGUUUGAGAGGUGUUCUCAAGCCAAGCUCAAGCCCAGAGCAGAAGCGUCAUUCUCUCAACCUGGGAAGCAGCUUCAGUAGCAGUGACAAUCCCUUUGAAUCCUCAAAUCCUCCAGCACAAACUUCAGCAGCCCAGCCCUCUGAUGCUGGCCCACCUCCAAAAAUUGUUGAGAGGAAUCGAUCUGAGGACAAAGUUCGUUGGGACUGGAGGCUGAUCUUCAAGAAGAUCUCUGCAGGACUAGCUGCAGCUAUGGAAACCCGGCUGGACAUCACCAUGGCUACCACGCUGGCACAUGAAGCUGCUCUGUGGGCCAGGGAUCAUGUCCUGGAGACCACAGCGCUGACCCUGGUCCACUGGAAUGAUGGGCUUGAUCUGCCACCGGUGGUCUCCAAGGACACCAAUGAUUUCAUCCAGGUUGUUGAUGAGUUGCUGCCCCUGGCCAGGGCUGGCCUAGAAGGAUGUUUGGCCCCAGUGAGGACAGCCUUCAUUGACUCUCUGGGGAUUGCUGUGAAGAACUUCCACCUCCACUGUGUUACCUUAAGCAAGGACAUACCCCACAAGGCCAGCCUCAAGCAGCUUCUGAUCAUCAUCUCAAAUGCCAUGCUCAUCAGGAAUUACCUGCAGCAUGUGGAGACCGUCCUGUCCACCGAAGACAACGGGAAAAAGUUUAUGUGCAGCCUGCUGAAGCAGUACACAGAGCUGGUGGAUGGUCUGGGCAAGCAUCUGCUACAGCUGCACAACCAGCUGGUCUCCAUAUCUGUUCUCAGUGAUGCUGACAGUGGCAGCUGGUCCGAUCUCAAGGAUUUUCAUGAGGAUGAGAGGUGCUCUUUCACCAUUCAGAUGUGGAACUUCUAUCUGCGAGGCAUGCAGAACGACAUGUGGGCUUUGCUUCCUCCGAAACGAGCUCAGACUUUGUUCAGUUCCCUGCUGCAGGACUCACUGUUGUUGCUGAUGCAGCGAUACUCUAGAAUCAAGCCUAGUUUCAGGAGAAUCAAGCAGUUCCGCUAUGACAUAACAGCUAUCCUGAUGUGUGUGUCGGAGCAUCAACUGAGGGCUUGCUCCACAGUUUCCCAAUACCUGAAUCCAGGCCACAACCAGAUCCCUCACUACAGCAUCCACAACCAGUGCUCUAACCUGCUGGCCACCCUGGCUGUGGUAGCCUCACCCCUAGACCAUUUGUACAGAGUGUUCAAGAGAGGCUACGACCGCAAGCUGGAGACUCAAGGUAGUGGUGACUCCAUGCUGGCAGGCUCAAACUCCAACUGGCUGCACUGGAUUUGGCCAUCUCUGAUUCACUCGGGCACAAAACACUAUGAUGAUAUGCAGACGGCCACAGCUCUCUACUUACAUCUGAGCCUCUUUCUGAACCAGCCACAAACUGACUGGGGGAUGUUGGUGCAGGCGCUGGUCAUGAAGGACUGCUCUCUGGCCAUCCUGCUGUUAACUCGUACCUGUCUGCUGGAUGCUUCUGUAGCCACCACCUUGUCGGACACACUCAGAUCCAAACCAGCAGCUUGUGUGAGUCCAGCAGCACCAGCAGACGACCAGUCUGUCACAUCUCUCUUGGUAUCCCAGAACUCCACUCACAGCUCCACGGAAUCUGACUCUCUUGUGGACUCUUCUCCAUCGCCUGUUAAGUCAGACAUCUUGAGUAUUUCUGAGCCGGAACUGGUCUCUGAUACACAGGUGAUCGUUGAUGCCAUCAUCCACAUUGUAGCCCAAGUGCGCUACUGUCCCAAUGCCUUGGCCAAGUGUGUUGUACCAGUCAUAGACAGAUGUUGCCUGUGGGAGAUGUUCAAUGUUGCCAGCCCUCACAUGACACCACACAUGAAGGUGCCAGAAUGGAUGAUGUCCGUGUUUGAGUUGAUGGAUCCUUUGAUAGACAGGGCCAUAGAACCCAUGCUGAGGUACGUCAGCCGUGUGAAGACUUCAGAAAACUACAUCCGACCUGUGAUCUCCUAUGUGGCUGACCUGCCCUGUGGAUGUCCUCCCAGCUACUCCCUGAGGGAUCACCCCAAGCCAGCAGGUCUGAAAGAGAUGCUGGCCAAGUGUGUCCAGCUGGUGGUCCUGGAGCUAGAGAAGUGUGUGGUCAUGUUGCCUACGUCGUUGUGCUGCCUGUUCAGUGCCAUCAACACCAGGUGUGAGCAGCAGAACAUCAAGACAAGUCACAACUGUGUUGCUCUUCAGAUAAUGGCCUGGGCAACUUGGUUCAGGCUGCAGCAGUUCUCAGCUGGCGUCGAUAAACUGGGCAAUAUCUUGAGUUCCCAGGUUCGAAGCCAUAUUGCCACGGUUGCAGACAGUGUGUUCCAUGUAAUGGUGCAUGGCAAAGAUGCUGGUAGCACCAAAUUUGCUGCAAAGUUCUUCAAGACAAACAAGGACUGGUUGAACUUACGCUUUCUGAGCAUUGCUUCCUUUGUCUUAGAUGACUUCCAUUCCCUGGCAAGUACGGAUGUUUCAGAAACUGCAUGUCCCAUUUUCACAGAUCAUAUCUUCUCGCUACUGGCCACAGACAUCAUGACUUCUCCUACAGGUUACCGUGACAUGACCUGUGUGUGCAACCUGGUGAGAAACAAUGGUCAGUGGUUGCUAGACCAAAUGGAUGUGCAGCCUCCUGUCUGCAGCAGCCAUGAGCAGCAGAUGGAGUCUGCAUUCCGACUGGAACUGAGCCCUCCCCCAGCCAGAUCUGACUUUAACCCAAUCUCAGAGAUGAACAGAAUUGGAGAUUGUAACUUUAACCAG